AUCACAACAGGAAGUCUGGGCAGUAGGGUUGUGGAGCAGCAGAGCAGUGUGGUAGGAGCAAAGAAGAGUUGUAAAUCAAAGGUUGGUGAGGGAACGGUUCCCUUCUGCCCAUGGCGCCCAUGGACGACGCCCAGGAACAACACCCCCCCCACUAGGACGACAUACAUUCGACGGGCAAGGCUUUGUUCCCCCGGUUCCUCUAGCUGGACGGUUAACAUAUAAUGGAACGGGCGAUGGAGCAGCUCAACGUACAGCUUAGCCGGCUGACCCGCUCCCUCCGCCGGGCCAGGACGGUUGAACUCCCGGAAGACAAUGAGACUGCCGUGUACACACUCAUGCCGAUGGUCAUGGCUGACCAGUACAGGUCAGUGUCAGAGUUGCUGCUCAACUCCAAGUUUGAUGUGAACUAUGCCUUUGGUCGAGUGAAGAGGAGUCUGCUACACAUCGCUGCCAACUGUGGCUCAGUGGAGUGUCUGGUUCUGCUGCUGAAGAGAGGGGCCAACCCAAACUACCAGGACAUCUCCGGCUGUACCCCCCUGCACCUCGCUGCUAGGAACGG
This is a messenger RNA of Notothenia coriiceps (black rockcod), 559 nucleotides long. RefSeq names its product E3 ubiquitin-protein ligase HACE1-like. The record is from RefSeq and is a predicted model, not a curated record. The annotation marks the transcript as partial. Gene Ontology annotation, molecular function: protein binding. NCBI's taxonomy places the organism in Eukaryota, Metazoa, Chordata, Actinopteri, Perciformes, Nototheniidae. The transcript is spliced from 4 exons.